Messenger RNA from Solanum tuberosum (potato), 1782 nucleotides. RefSeq lists its product as uncharacterized. NCBI's taxonomy places the organism in Eukaryota, Viridiplantae, Streptophyta, Magnoliopsida, Solanales, Solanaceae. The coding region runs from base 1 to 1782 and encodes 593 amino acids. The transcript has 2 exons. Gene Ontology annotation, molecular function: zinc ion binding; nucleic acid binding. The record is from RefSeq and is a predicted model, not a curated record.
AUGAGAACUUCCAAGGAAGGUGAAACUAUCUUCGAGAUGAACCCAAGAUUCACCUCCAUAAUCAACGAACUGAGAUACCUUGGUGAACCUAUUCCCUUACGAGAACAGGUUCGGAAGAUUCUCAAAGUGCUUCCCAAGUCAUGGGAAAGCAAAGUGAAUGCUAUAACUGAAGAAAAGGAUCUGAAGACGCUUUCCAUGGAUGAACUAAUUGGAAAUCUCCAAACUUAUGAGCUGAACAAGCAACAGUGGACAAACAUGAAGGAGGGAAAGAAGGAGAAAUCAGUAGCUUUGAAAACAUCUCAAAAUGAUGUGACUGGGGAGGAGGAUGAAAUGGCAUAUGUCACUAAAAGGUUUCAGAAGAUUAUUAAGAAGCAUGGAGGCUUUCAAAAGAAAGCUUCGACCAGUAAAGCAGCAAAUGCAAAUGAUCUUUGUCAUAAAUGUGGCAAACCUGGUCAUUUUAUGACGGACUGCCCCAGCCAGAAGCAGAAAACUCCGGACUUCAGACCUCGCAGAAGGGACCAGGUCCUAGACCAUGCCAAGAGGAAAUCGCAUGCUGAUCAAUUGGUGAAGAAAGCUUUGGAUGUAUGGGGAAAUGCAUCUAGCGAGUCUGAGGAAGAGAUAGACAGUCCAGAAGAUGUCAUGAUGAUGGUUGUGGAAGAUGAUGAAACUGUCUACAAUUCCAUUUUCUCACUAAUGGAAAAAUCUGACGAUGAGGAGGAUCUGAAUGAGGUAACCCUUUUUUAUCUCAAGGAUGAUCUAGAUACUCUUUCCAUUAAAAGAUUGAGAAAACUUGUUGCUCUAUUAAUUGACUCAGUUGAUAAACUAACUUCUGGAAAUUAUACGAUGAGUGACAUGUUGAAGUUGUGUGAGGACGAAAACUCAGCUCUCAACUCUCAAAUAUCUGAAAUGAGCGUUAGAAUAGGUAUCCUUGAGACCGAUAGUCUGGAACCCAAAGAGGAAUCUGGUACCUCUGAGGGUGGGAAGCGAAAACUCAAUAACUUUGAGGUUGAACUAGAAGAGAAACUUAAGACCUCUGAGUGUAAGUUAGUUGCCGCCCUAGAAAAGAACUCUCAACUAGUGAAGGAUCUGUGUAAGAUCAAAGAAGAGUUGAACCAAUCCCUCAAAUGGACUGACUCGUCUAAGAUACUCUCUAACUUAGCAAAUCAGAAGUUCAAUAGCAGAAAGGGAUUAGGUUGUAGACAGAUAGAGCCUCCCUACAAUCCUCAUAGUAAGUAUGUGUCUGUCUCUGACAAUCUUCUGUGGACCCACUGUCUGGAAAAAAAUAAGAGAGGAAGCAGUCAGUGCUGGUACAUGGAUAGUGGAUGGUCAAGGCACAUGACUGGAGACACUCUAAACUUCCUCUCUUUGGAAGCACACCAAGGCGAUGGUGUGUCAUUUGGUGGUCGAAAAAAGGGUUCCAUUCUUGGUAUUGGCAAGAUAGGGAGAACAGUUGAUCAUUCCAUAGACAAUGUACACUAUGUGGAUGGUCUGAAAUACAAUCUCUUGAGUGUAUCUCAAAUCUACGACAAGGGAAAUGAAAUCAAGUUCAUGUCUGAUAGGUGUCUGGUUACAAACUGUGCAACUAAAAGAGUUGAUAUGUCUUCCAAAAGAGUCAAAAAUUUGUAUGUUGCGGAUUUUGACUCUAUUGAAGGGGACAGUCUUUCAUGCCUGAGUGCUCAAACUGAUGAUGCAAAUCUAUGGCAUCGGCGAUUGGAUCAUGUAAGUAUUUCGUUAUUAAACAAGCUUGUUGCAGGGACCUGGUCCAUUGAUUGCCAAAGCUGA